AUGAAACUCACACCAACAACAAGAUAUGGAUGUAAGACAAGGAUACGAAUAAAAUGGGACAUUGACAGUGGGUUGUACCAUAUUAAACAACACAUCUUUUUGCACACACGUGAGUUGACAAAGGCUGAAUGGCAGCACCUACAUCGAUCCGAAAGGCAUGUAUCAAUUGUAGAGAAGAUUGAUACAAUUCAUUCGUUUGAAGAAGCAAGCAUAAGACCGACCACUACUUAUAGAUAUUUGUCUCAAGGUGCAGGGGGUGACGAGUUUGUGGGGCAUACACUAACUGAUCAUAUCAACUAUGUCAAUAGAUUGAGGAUGAAAGCAAUAGAAGGGGGUGAUGCUCAAGUGGUAAUUGACAAGUUUAUUGAGGAAUCGGAAAAAGAUCCUGAUUUUUACUAUCGUGUAAGAUUGAAUGAUCAAGGUCAACUUAUAGCUUUCUUCUGGAGUGACAAAAACUGUUAUGUUCGGGUGUUCAUUUAUCGCAGAAGAGAAGGUGGAACAUUUGAAUGGGUUCUAGGACAGUUUAAGAAGGGCAUGAAUAAUAAAUCUCGAAUUUCGAUCUUUACUGAUCAAGACUUUGCAAUGUCAAAAGCAAUUGAAAAGGGUUAUAUGCAGAUACGAUAUCAUAUUUGUUUUCAUAAUAUGCAUGUAUUUCCAAAUGCAAAGCAUAGAUUAUGCUUGUGGCACAUAUUAAAAAAUGCAGUGUUAAGAUUUAGAAUGUUAAAGUCAAAUGCUGGAUUCAAGGAAGUUUUUCAUAAAUGCUUGAUGGGAUGCAACAGUGAGAAUAAAUUUAAUGAGUGCUGGGAUAAUAUGGUGACAACGUACAACAUGAAAGACAAUGAAGAAUUCUACACUUGGUUUGAUAGAUUACACAAAAUGCGGCACAAAUGGUGUACAGGAUUAAGUAAAGAUUUCUUCUCAGCCGGAAUUCUAUCCUCUCAAAGGAGUGAAUCAACAAAUAGUGCCAUUGGAUUUGAAGCAACAAAAACAACAAGUUUGACACAAUUUCAUAAAAUUUUCCAAAAGACAGUUGAGCAAUGGAGAAAAAGGGAGAUUGAAGCAGAAUUUCACUAUUCAAGGACAACUCCUUCUUCUAGUCUAUGUAUUGUUGGUUUGCUCAAACAUGCUGCUGAGAUUUACAUUGCAUCUCUAUUUAGAGAUUUCGAAGAAGAGUUCAAAAUAGCUAUAUCUUGUUAUGUUACUGAAGUUACACAAGAUAAUGGAUUGAAAGUAUACAAGGUGUGGAUAGAAGAUAUGAAAGAAAGCGCACAAAUUGUUGUUUAUAUGAACCAUCAAGGAAAUGUUAAUGUUAAGUGCACAUGUAAAAACUUUGAGGCUUGUGGUUGGUUGUGUUGUUAUUGUUUGCGCAUACUUCAUAAUCAUUCAAUAUCAAAGAUCCCAGAAAAAUACAUCUUACCUCGAUGGACAAAAUGUGCUAAAAAGGAUGUAUGGGAGAAGAUGUUCUACAACCAAGUCCGUCAUAGCAACGACAACGGUAAGAACCAGAGGUUGUUGGCAUUGCAGUGGAGGCAUAACAUGGGGCGUAAGAUGUACAAUUUGGUUUUGAAAGCACAACAAAACAACGAUGCUCGAAGGGUGGUUGAGGAUUUAUGUCACAAAGCAUACGAAGAAGUUCAAAGGUUGCAAGAAGAAUCAAUCCAAGAACACACAUCACAAUCAAACGUUUCUAGAACUGGAUUCAUGGUGUUAGACCCAGAUAAAUCAGUAACCAAGGGACGCAAAAAGAGAAUCAAGGGUCAUUUUGAGAAGAAAAAGAACACAACGAAUAAGGAGUUUGGUUCACCCACCUCAUUUGUAGACCUUUGGGCAAUUAUUGCAUCCAUUCUUAUUGGCUUGUCAUCUGCAAACUUAUUUGCUAAUGUCAUCAGUUUGUCCCGAUCUUGA
Molecule: messenger RNA, 1905 nt
Organism: Amaranthus tricolor (Joseph's coat)
Lineage: Eukaryota; Viridiplantae; Streptophyta; Magnoliopsida; Caryophyllales; Amaranthaceae
Product: protein FAR1-RELATED SEQUENCE 5-like
Exons: 6
Coding region: 1-1905 (634 amino acids)
Biological process (GO): regulation of DNA-templated transcription
Source: RefSeq, a predicted model, not a curated record